AUGAGCCGCCACCACCGCGAUCUCCUGGCCCCCUCCCCACCGCGGCGCGACCACCGCCCCCUCCCCAAACCCGCGGCCGCCACCAAAGCCAAACGCCUCCGCAGCAAGCGGGAGCGCGACGCCGCCAGGUUCGGCCCCAAGGCGCUCCCGGGGGGCUCCCGGCGGGGCCCCCGCUGGCUGCAGCCUCCCCCGUGGGGGGGUCUCUCUCUGGGGACCCCCCUGGGCGCCCCCAGACCCGUGGUGAUCACCCAGAACCGCCUGUGCCACCGCGGCCUCUUCAAGCACGAGGUCAAAUCCCUGGACGUCCGGCGCCUGCUGACCCCCGGCCCGGCCGGGGACGGACCCCCGGUGCCGGCGCCCCGAAUUGAGGAGGGGGAGGCCGGGGGGGUCCCGGCCCGGGCGCUGAAGGAGCUGGUGGCGGGGUUGGCCUCGCUGCUGGGCGGUUUUGGGGCGUUCGUGGGGAGGGAUUUGGUCAGCGAGCGGCGCCGUGGCCUCGUGGCCGCCCUCAGGAAGCACCGACGGGGACCCCCGGACCUGGGGGUCUUGCUGGCACACCGGACCCCCGCCCAGCCCUCAGGUCACGGGAGCACACGGGGAGAGGCGAGGCCCGGAGCAGCGGGACGGGCGGGCAGUUUGGGGGAGUGGGACCCCCCUGUUGGGACCCCCAGCCCACCUGGUGUUGGCCAUGUGGGACCCCCCUGGGACCCCCGACCAUGGAGCCCCGAGCUGCCCGGGGCUAUCCUGGACGCCCCCAGACCCCCCCGGACUCCCCAGCUCUGGAGCCCACCCAGACCCCUGUGGGACCCCCCGAGACCCCGCUGGCAGCACCCAAAUACCCCUGGACCCCUCUGGGACUCCCCAAAUCCCACCCUGGA
Pyrgilauda ruficollis (rufous-necked snowfinch) is the source of this 875-nucleotide messenger RNA. RefSeq names its product proline rich 19 (gene PRR19). The transcript has 3 exons. Lineage: Eukaryota; Metazoa; Chordata; Aves; Passeriformes; Passeridae. The annotation marks the transcript as partial. The record is from RefSeq and is a predicted model, not a curated record.